AUGCGGGCGCCGCCUCCGUCCAGGAAGCGCGAGGAGCUGGCCGCGCUCGCCAACCUGCGCAAGAAGGUGGCUCCCGCGCUGCUGCCCGACAGGAAGCGCGAGGAGCUGGCCGCGCUCGCCAACCUGCGCAAGAAGCCCGGGACACUCCCCGGGGCGCUAUGCGGGGCGCCGCCUCCGUCCAGGAAGCGCGAGGAGCUGGCCGCGCUCGCCAACCUGCGCAAGAAGGUGGCUCCCGCGCUGCUGCCCGACAGAAAGUCAUCCAACAAGAACAACAACGAGCAGGCGAACAAAGACGACAACGAAGAGCAACUAGACAACAGACCAAAACUUUUACAAAGGGUGCUACAAACGCGUCCAGUCAGCAUGGUGGUGCAGUGGAGCGAGGUGCGCACGGCGUGGCAGGACAGCGACUUCAUCACGGAGUGCCUCUGCUGGCACAACGUGUACCGGCAGCGGCACGGCGCGCCGCAGCUGUACAUGGCGCCAGAGUGGAGCGAGGUGCGCACGGCGUGGCAGGACAGCGACUUCAUCACGGAGUGCCUCUGCUGGCACAACGUGUACCGGCAGCGGCACGGCGCGCCGCAGCUGUACAUGGCGCCAGAGUGGAGCGAGGUGCGCACGGCGUGGCAGGACAGCGACUUCAUCACGGAGUGCCUCUGCUGGCACAACGUGUACCGGCAGCGGCACGGCGCGCCGCAGCUGUACAUGGCGCCAGAGUGGAGCGAGGUGCGCACGGCGUGGCAGGACAGCGACUUCAUCACGGAGUGCCUUUGCUGGCACAACGUGUACCGGCAGCGGCACGGCGCGCCGCAGCUCUACAUGGCACCAGAGCUGUGCGACUACGCGCAAGCGUGGGCGAACCACCUGGCGCACACGAACAAGUUCCACUACAGGAACGACCGCGACGUGGGCCAGAACCUCUACCAGCGCCCGGUCAGCGCGCUGCAGCCUGACAUCACAGGGCAAGAAGUGUCUUCCUACUGGUACGCAGCUGUUCGCCAGUAUAACUACUUCAAGGAGCCAGAUGUUCUACACGCCAACGUUAAUGGAGGUCAUUUCACGCAAAUGGUAUGGGUGGCAACGCGCUUCUUCGGCGUAGGCAAGGCGCGAUCCCGAGCGGGCAAAGUGAUCGUGGUGGCAAACUACUCACCACCAGGGAACGCCUCUGGUCAGUUCGAAACCAACGUGCUCCCACCGCUGCCGGAGAACUUCCCAGACCUGCCACCACCGCCGGAGCACUGACGAAGGUUUUCCAUACGUGGCAGGAGACUACAGAUCGACGCCACGUUCAACCGAUAAACGCAAAUGCAACGAAUAACGAUAGGACGCGACGUGUCAGAUUUGGAUAUCGUUAUGAUUUUAUUAUGAAAAUGUAGAAUUAGAAAGAGCGAAACAUCGAAAACCGGUAGAUAGCUACUGAAUUGUCAGCUUAUAUAGACGAAUUGCCUUAGAAUUGCCCAUUGAAGCACGGAAGUGCUCUACAUCGUACGAAUCCACGUCCAUGAUUCAUAUCAAAUAGUGUUGUGUUGAUGUAAUGUACACGAGGAGUAAGGUGUAAGGUAUACACGACUUAAUUUUUAUAUGAACACAAAAAUAAAUUUUGAUACAAAAAUUAAUACGUAAUUAAGCCUCAAAUAUGAGCUUCGAUUAACGAGCUAACAACACAAGCUGGGGCCUGUUGUAUCAACGAAGCCUUUUUCUAAGUCCGUCUUCUGCAAUUAAUUAAUCACACCGUCCCAAUUGAUUCUACCGCUACCGCACAGCUUGUGCCCUUGUGGCUGUUGGAGUUAGCAGGUUAGAGCCUUCGAAUUUUCGGCCUACUGUACAUACCUCUAGCACGAAAAACAUUCCCCUUUCGAAAGAAAAGCUUUUGAUGGCGAUUCGAAUAAGCAUACUAUUCGAAGUCGAAAGUUUUUCGUGCUAGAGGUACUGAUACUGUACCAUUUCUAUACCACAACACGUGACACAUCGUCCAUUUUAGCUUUGUGCUUAGUCAAUUAGGUAAUUAAAAAUCUUGGUUGUUUCUGCCUGAGCUUGGAUUUUAUAACGAUAUUUAGAAUUAUAAAGCAAUAGUCAUACGCACAGACACGUUUUAGAGAGAGAUUAAGUAUAAUAGAUUUUAUGCCUGCCAUAGUUUUAGUCUACCUAGUAAGAUGCUUUUGAGGAUGUUUGUUAUUACAAUGCUAUAAUCCUUAGGAAAUUGUAUUCAGGGCUACCCAAAAAGGUUUUGUUAAAAUCCUUCAAUUUUGAAAAAGGGUGCAUAUUACAUGGAAUGUCGGUUUUGUAAAUGUAAUAUGAAAGCUAAACCAAAGCUUGCACCAUCCAGUGGAUUUUUGCAUUGGUUUACAUUUUCUUCUAUAUUUCCUCAUGUGGGAAUCCAACUUACAGAGCUAUUGUACCGCAAAAAUUCCUCAAAAUGAUGUGCUACAAAAAUAGUUUUAUACAAUAGGCACAAAGAUCGAAAGUCAAAACAAUCAAGUUUACAGUCAUUUGUAACUUCUACUUAAAAAUUCACUAUGAAGUCACUUGACGUCACAAUUGCUAUUAAUUUUACUGUAGGCGUUGUGCGCCAAAACACCAAUCUCGUAGUAAUAAUGUAUUUCCAAUGCAAUAAUUAUUAAAAAUAAUAAUAAUGUUGUCUCAAAACAUCUUUAGUCUCUCUAAUCUUUAUUGGCUGCCCUCUAUAGAAUCCUA
Messenger RNA from Ostrinia nubilalis (European corn borer), 2694 nucleotides. RefSeq lists its product as uncharacterized. The coding region runs from base 1 to 1242 and encodes 413 amino acids. Gene Ontology annotation, cellular component: extracellular region. The record is from RefSeq and is a predicted model, not a curated record. The transcript is spliced from 11 exons. Lineage: Eukaryota; Metazoa; Arthropoda; Insecta; Lepidoptera; Crambidae.